This is a messenger RNA of Carya illinoinensis, 1956 nucleotides long. RefSeq lists its product as uncharacterized. Gene Ontology annotation, molecular function: DNA binding; endonuclease activity. The coding region runs from base 1 to 1956 and encodes 651 amino acids. Gene Ontology annotation, biological process: DNA repair. The transcript has 2 exons. Lineage: Eukaryota; Viridiplantae; Streptophyta; Magnoliopsida; Fagales; Juglandaceae. The record is from RefSeq and is a predicted model, not a curated record.
AUGAAAACCAUUUGUUGGAAUUCCUGUGGGCUUGGGAACCCAUCGGGAAUUCGUGCAUUACGCGAUUUAAUCGCACGAGAAGGGCCCGACUUGCUAUUCUUGCAAGAAACGAAGCUGUUAACAAAAGGUAUGGAUACUCUUAAACGUAAACUGGGUUUUGUGAAUUGUUUUUCUGUUGAUUCUGAGGGGCGGAGUGGGGGAUUGGGUUUGUUGUGGAAUUCGGAUUUACGGGUAGAACUUAGGUCUUUUUCAAAAUACCACAUUGAUGUUCAUAUUAAAAUGGAUGAUUUAAUGGUGUGGAGGUUUACGGGUUUAUAUGGACAUCCAGAUGCUUUGCGUAGAACAUUUACAUGGAACCUUAUUAGAACUCUUAGUUCUAUUGAGCAAAUUCCAUGGUUAGUGGGGGGAGAUCUUAAUGAAGUGUUACACCCACAUGAAAAAAGAGGUGGAAGGGAUAGACCCGUAUCUCAAAUUGAGGCUUUCCGAGAGGUGUUAACCGAAUGUGAAUUGAGGGAUUUGGGGUAUAAAGGGCAAAGAUUCACUUGGUGGAAUGGAAGGGGUGGAAAUGCUUAUAUAUUUGAGCGUUUGGAUAGGUUUGUGGGUAAUGAUUUGUUGACACAUUUAUUUCCACAUCUGGUGGUUCAGCAUGGAAAUGUUGCACAUUCGGAUCAUAUACCAAUUUUAUUUGAGUCUUCUAAUUUCCAGCCUAUGCCGAGGAGACCUAAACAAUUUCGUUUCGAAGCUAUGUGGGUGGGUGAGGAGCAAUGUGAAAGAAUUAUUGAACAAGUGUGGAGUGAGAGAGGAGGCAACCGGGGUAUGGAAGAAUUGCUUAAUCUUAUUCAAGGUUGUGGCCAGCAGCUUAAGAUAUGGAAUAGACACUCCUUUGGGUUGGUAAAGAAGAAGCUGAAUGAAGCUAGAGCAGAGUUUGAAAAGGCACAAUUUAGUCAUUCUCAUGACCCGAAUCCUGAAGGGCUUAGUCAAGCUAGAAAUGAAGUCCAAUUGUGGCUUGAAAGGGAAGAGGUGAUGUGGCGCCAAAGAUCAAGAAUACAGUGGAAGAGGAAUGCUAUACAAGGUCUCAAAGAUGAUCAAGGACAUCUCACUGAAGGUGCACAAAGGGAUAAACUGAUUGUUGAUUUUUUUGAAGACCUUUUCACUUCUACUACACAGGGUGAUCAAGAAGAAGUAUUAAGCUUUGUUGAUAGCAGAGUUACACCAGAUAUGAAUGUUGAACUUUCCAAGCCCUUUGUUGCAAAUGAAGUCAAGAUAGCUUUGGAUCAAAUGCAACCAACAAAGGCACCGGGACCUGAUGGAAUGUCUGCUCUGUUUUUUCAGACUUAUUGGCAUAUAGUAGGAGAUUUAGUCACAACGGCAGUUUUGGAUUCUCUCAAUUCAGGUACCAUACCAUCUCAAUUAAAUCGCACACUCAUUUGUUUAAUUCUGAAGAAGAAAAUUUUUGAAUUUGUCUCUGAUUAUCGCCCCAUUAGCUUGUGUAAUGUUGUCUACAAGCUUGCUUCUAAGGUCAUUGUUAAUAGAUUGAAAGGUUUUUUACCUGCCAUUAUUUCUGAGUCUCAAUGUGCUUUUGUGGGGGGAAGGCUGAUUAGUGAUAAUGUGUUGAUAGCUUAUGAGUUGGUAAAUUACCUUCGGAAUAAACGCCAUGGCAAGAAGGGGUAUAUGUCCAUUAAAUUAGAUAUGAGUAAGGAGUAUGACAGAGUUGAAUGGGAUUUUUUAGAGAAAAUCAUGCUCAAGCUAGGCUUUGCUCCCAGUUUUGUUAACCUUAUUAUGGAGUGUAUUAAAACUGUAACUUUUUUAGUUUUAAUAAAUGGACAUGCUCAUGGAAAUAUUUCACCUACAAGGGGUAUUAGGCAAGGGGAUCCACUAUCCCCUUACCUUUUUCUCUUUUGUACGGAAGGGUUAAUAGCUUUAUUGAAAGUUGCUGAGGCUCAAAGGAAUCUGUAG